AUGGCCUCCGCGCCGAGGCCGGGCGUGCGCCGCCUCUUCGCCGACGACGACGCCGCGCUCCUCGAGCUCGCGCUCGCCGAGGUGGCCGCCGCGUGCCGAGACCUCUCUUGCCCCGCUGCACCGACCCAGCGUGGCGGCCCCGGGCCCCAGAUGCGGCGUUGGCGAGGAUGGAUCCAGCGUUGCGACGGCGGCGGCCAGGCCAAGCACAGCAGCUCCAACGAUGUCGGCUGCCCUUGGCGGAGGAGGUGGGGUCCUGCGGGCUCCAGCAAGGCCAAGCAGGCCGCAAAUUUCAUCAAGGCGGUCGUCGACGGCGCGCCCUACCUGCGGAAGGUGGACCUCGAGGCCUACACCGGCUACGACCUGGUCCUCGGCGCGCGCUCCAGGACAAGCUCUUCUCUCAUUUCAACAUCAGUGAGUACCACCCCCCUCUGCCUCGCCAGCUUCUGGUUACCGCAGCAGCACUUUGCUCUGUUUGGUUGA
This is a messenger RNA of Panicum virgatum (switchgrass), 480 nucleotides long. Its product is annotated as auxin-responsive protein IAA13-like. Bases 1 to 480 code for a protein of 159 amino acids. The record is from RefSeq and is a predicted model, not a curated record. The transcript has 2 exons. Lineage: Eukaryota; Viridiplantae; Streptophyta; Magnoliopsida; Poales; Poaceae.